CACAAAAUGUUCGAAAUUAGAAAUUACAUUCAUUUGGCGUUUGCACUUUUAGUUUCUGUGAAUCGUUUGUGGCGACCGACCGAAUAGCCGAACAGGGCUCCUAAUCCGCACAAAAACAAAAACGCCGUGAUUACAAUGGCUGCUCCGCUGCUGUGGCAGAACUUCAAGGUGUUCCUCACCAGGUAUCCGAUAGCGCGUGGCAUGAUAUCGUACAGCCUGAUUUGGCCCUCGGGCAGCCUCAUCCAGCAGACAUUCGAGGGCAAGAGGUGGGGCAACUAUGACUGGUGGCGCGUGAUGCGAUUCAGCAUGUACGGCGGCCUCUUCGUGGCACCCACUCUUUAUGGAUGGGUUAAGGUGUCUAGCGCCAUGUGGCCGCAGACCUCACUGCGAACGGGUAUAAUUAAAGCGGCGGUGGAGUCCAUAUCGUACACACCCGGUGCCAUGACCUGCUUCUACUUCAUCAUGAGUCUGCUUGAGUCCAAGACGGUCGAGGAGGCUGUGACCGAGGUUGGGAAGAAGUUUCUGCCCACCUACAAAGUGGCUCUGUCUGUGUGGCCCCUGGUGGCGACCAUUAAUUUUAGCCUUAUACCAGAGCGCAACCGAGUGCCGUUCAUUAGUGCCUGCAGCCUGUGCUGGACGUGCUUUCUUGCUUAUAUGAAGCAUUUGGAGCACCACGAGGUGGAUGUAGCCAUUUAA
This is a messenger RNA of Drosophila persimilis, 696 nucleotides long. RefSeq names its product protein sym1. The record is from RefSeq and is a predicted model, not a curated record. The transcript is spliced from 5 exons. Bases 136 to 696 code for a protein of 186 amino acids. Gene Ontology annotation, cellular component: cytoplasm; membrane. NCBI's taxonomy places the organism in Eukaryota, Metazoa, Arthropoda, Insecta, Diptera, Drosophilidae.